AUGGCCGAAGAUUUAGCGGAGAAUAAAUUGGCGGCGCUGGAGGCAGAGGUUGCAGCACUCGAAAAGAGGCUAGAGAUUCACACGAACUCCAAAUCAAAUGAAACCCCCGAUGCCUCUGUCUCGAAAGAUAACAAGACAAAGGACGAAGGAGAGGACAGUAUUCCGAGCAAGGUUCCGAGAAAGGAAUCCCUUGUGCAGGAAGAUUACGCCUUCACCCUACGCAAGUUUAUCUCCGACGACCCGAGCGAUGACAAUAACAGUGAGAUUGAGAUCGAGAGCCCGGCAUUAUGGGAGCUCAUGAAGAAGUGCGUGGAAGGCUACCCUUACCACAUAUACCAAGGCAAUCUUCCAAAGACGCUUGACGCGCCCUUUGAAGCAAUAAUCUUCAACUGGGAUAAUCUACUCAAGGCCACACAGAUUGCGAAUAAUGCCGAUCAGUUGGCUCGGGAUGAUCUUAGAGCCUUGUUGGAAAUUAUCGACAAUGGGACCGGAUCUUUGAAAUUGGAUAAUUAUCUCCGGAAACGACGAUCGCUAAUGGAACAGAAACUAAUCACUUUCGAAGCGCUGUGGACCCUAUUUCCUCCAGGAUGCCUGGUAUAUGGCAAGGUAUUCCAGGAUCAGGAUCAAGUGUUCAUCGUCGAGGAUAAUACCAGACCGUGGCCAUCUCGAGACACCUUUGAUCUAAAGUGCUGGGCCUACGACUGGGACGGAUACCAGUUCAAGCGCCUUCCGCUCCGGCUAAAGUUUGACUCCUUCGAUGACGAAAAGCCAAUCAACUCGCUACCGUAUUAUCCCCUGAAGUUCAACGAAGAUUCUGAUGGACUUAGAUCAAAAUUGAUGCAGCGAGGAAUGAAGUACAGGAAGCUGUGCACCGCCAAAUCCGGGUCACAAAUGUUUGAGUACCUGGGCCAAGCGAGUUUUUUGAAGAAAGGAUUUUCCGGUCUCCAGGGCCUCGAUGAGGCGGAUAGCGAGCCAGAGAGUGAUUUCAUAUCCCGGGACAUUUACGGCUUUCCUUCAAAGCCAUCCAGUAGUGGGCAUUUCAAAAAGUCGGUCGAGGUGCGAGGUCGAAUCAUGGUAGACUUCCAGUCUUAUUUCCGUUACGGGCUCGGAGUGGCCAGUAUUGGCGAUCUCAUACCCGACGAAGAUCAUACGGAAUGCCAGUGUUCCUCUUGCCACACGAACGUGUCACUUCAAGCGGCCUUUCGGUCCCAUUUUGACGGGGCUAACACGGAAGGAAGCCAAUGGGACCCAGAGCAAUUCCUGGUCUGUCCUCCACGAGUGCUGGGGUAUAUUCUGCAUGAGAAGCAAUGGGCCCAGCUGCAAGUAGACUCGGUAUCUGAGGUUGCCGCAGAGAGUCACAGCGCCUGGUCUAACGGGCUCAAGCUUGCCAGCCAAGCCACAAAGAAAAUGAUCCUAGAUCUAGUCACGGGUCAUGGCCAAAAGGGUCUGGAAGUAGAGGAUAUCGUUGAAAGUAAAGGGAAGGGCUUAGUGAUCCUGCUCUACGCCCCCCCCCCGGGUGUUGCUGAUGUGGGCACCUCCGCGAAACACGUCGAAGCUAACUUAGCCAGGAUCUUUGCGUUGGCUACAACCUGGCAAGCUAUUAUUCUCAUCGACGAAGCAGAUGUUUUCCUCCAGAGCCGAUCGCUCGGAUCUGGCUUUGGAAGCAACACCGAGAGAAACGCACUCGUCUCCGUAUUUCUCCGCGUCCUUGAAUAUUACCAGGGGAUUUUAAUGUUGACUACGAAUCAAAUUGCUCAAUUUGACGUAGCCGUCCACUCGCGCAUCCAUGUUGCGAUCAAAUACGAGGAGCUCAAUGAAACCCGCGCGAUGUCGAUCUUCAAGAAUUUCCUGACCCCGCUGGAAGACAAGGGAAUGAUACAGAGUCAGUCAGAUAUCCUGGACUGGUUGGAGGGGGAUAUUCACCGCAUGAAGUUCGAUGGCCGCCAGAUCCGAAAUGUGGUGACUUCGGCUUGCAGUCUUGCUAGAGCGCAGGGAAAGACCAGGCUGGAAAAGCAACAUCUCUUGGCAGUGGUGGAUAACGUCAAGGACUUUAAAAAUGAGUUCGUUAGACAGUACGAGGGGUAUAAGUUAAUGCAGAAGGGUUCCGCUUAG
Penicillium taxi is the source of this 2112-nucleotide messenger RNA. RefSeq lists its product as uncharacterized. Gene Ontology annotation, molecular function: ATP binding; ATP hydrolysis activity. NCBI's taxonomy places the organism in Eukaryota, Fungi, Ascomycota, Eurotiomycetes, Eurotiales, Aspergillaceae. The record is from RefSeq and is a predicted model, not a curated record. The transcript has 9 exons. Bases 1 to 2112 code for a protein of 703 amino acids.